Zea mays is the source of this 1063-nucleotide messenger RNA. RefSeq names its product RING zinc finger protein-like. Gene Ontology annotation, molecular function: zinc ion binding; ubiquitin protein ligase activity. The transcript has a single exon. Bases 85 to 684 code for a protein of 199 amino acids. The record is from RefSeq and is marked validated. Lineage: Eukaryota; Viridiplantae; Streptophyta; Magnoliopsida; Poales; Poaceae. Gene Ontology annotation, biological process: protein ubiquitination.
AGUCCUCCACGCACGCACGCACGCACGACCAGUUGCCACGGCAGACCACCCCGCCCAGCGGCCAGCUUGCUCGCCACGACCACGAUGGGCUUCCCCGUGGGGUACUCGGAGUCGGAGAUGCUGCUCCCGCGCGUGCUGCUGCAGGUGCUCCUCCUCCUCGGCCACUUCCACCGCUUCCUCCUCUGGGCCUUCCACGCCGUGGGGCUCGGCGACCUGAUCGACCUCGGCUGCAACUACCCGCCGCCCUCCGCGUCCACGGCGCAGGAGAUGAUGGAGCACCAGCACCAGGGGCGCGACGACGUGGCCUCCCCGCUGCAGCACCAGCGCCCGGAGUUCAGGCCCGUCGCGGCGGCGCUCAUCGAGGAGGCGCUCCCCGUGGUGCGGUUCGACGAGCUGUGCGGCGCGGCGUGCGGGGGCGGCGACUGCGCGGUGUGCCUGGGCGGCAUCGGCGGCGGCGACGAGGUGCGGCGGCUCGGCAACUGCCGCCACGCCUUCCACCGGGCCUGCCUGGACCGCUGGAUGGCGCACGACCAGCGCACCUGCCCGCUCUGCCGCGCGCCGCUCAUCCCAUGGGCCGCCGACGCCGACUACGACAUGUCCUAUCCGUCUCCCCUGCCGCCCACGCCACUGCGGCGGCCUCACGAGCUGCUGCUGCUGCUUACCGGCCUGGGCGGCUUCCAGUGAUGCGCCUGCGCGUGGGCAGCGUGGCUGGCACUUGGGCAGGCCGGCCACGCGAAUCCGAUCCGUGGCGAGGCAAACCGCGUGCUCAUGUGCGGCCCAGCACGCCCGGUCGGUCAGGCGGGUGACCGCCGCCAAACCUGCUCAGUUGCCAGCCGUACACGCUUGGCCUCGUCUUCGGUCGUGUCUCCGACUCCGUUGGUUUUUUACAGAGGCUCCCAGUCCCAGGUCAAACAAAAAAAGAGGCGAAACAGACAAAGCACUCGGAAAUUAGGCAGGUACUGUACUAGGUUGAUCUGUAGGCCGAUUGGGCGACUCCAAAUCUGUGGAGCUGUGAAUCCUUUGGCAGAUUAAACUAAAAAUUGUCUCUAUAGAUCAGACCAUC